Clarias gariepinus (North African catfish) is the source of this 1201-nucleotide messenger RNA. It is a transcript of the gene six9, whose product is annotated as SIX homeobox 9. Gene Ontology annotation, molecular function: RNA polymerase II cis-regulatory region sequence-specific DNA binding; DNA-binding transcription factor activity, RNA polymerase II-specific. Gene Ontology annotation, cellular component: transcription regulator complex; nucleus. The record is from RefSeq and is a predicted model, not a curated record. The coding region runs from base 99 to 869 and encodes 256 amino acids. Lineage: Eukaryota; Metazoa; Chordata; Actinopteri; Siluriformes; Clariidae. Gene Ontology annotation, biological process: regulation of transcription by RNA polymerase II. The transcript has 4 exons.
GGCAGCACUUUUAAGAGAAGAGCAAAGGAGCACGAUGCGAUUGGCACCUUGCUCUUGAGACCCAACUGAAGGCCAACCUGAGAGAAGAUUUCCUCACCAUGACGACAGGUUUUUCCCAGGACCAGGUGGCAUGUGUGUGUGAGGUUCUUCUUCAGAGCGGGAGUAUCGAUCGCUUAUCAUCCUUCCUUCAUUCUGUACCUCCUCUCUCCACAUGUCCUGCCUCGUCGUACCUGGGCUCACAGCAUAACGUAGAGAGUGUGUUGAAGGCGCGGGCGGCUGUGGCCUUCCAUCAGGGCCGGUUCAGCGAGCUCUACGCUCUCAUCGAGGGCAACGUGUUCUCGCCAAGCAGUCACUCGCUUCUCCAGCAGCUCUGGCUCCGGGCGCGCUACCUAGAGGCUGAGCUGCAGCGAGGGCGCCCUCUUGGAGCUGUGGGCAAAUACAGAGUACGGAGAAAGUUCCCCUUGCCUCGAACCAUAUGGGAUGGAGAAGAGACCAGCUACUGCUUCAAGGAGAAGUCACGGUGCGUGCUGAGAGAGUGGUACUGCAGGAAGCCCUACCCCUCGCCCAGGGAGAAGCGGGAUUUAGCCCUAGCGACUGGUCUCACAGCCACUCAGGUCAGCAACUGGUUCAAGAACCGCCGUCAGAGGGACAGAGCCGCUCAGGGUCGCAAAGGACAAAUUGAGGAUUCUGUCCCAGAGUGCUUGGGCUCAGACGGAACGACUAGAGGCUCGCUCCACAGGUCUGACGACGAGCUUUCCCCUCCGCCGAGUCCCAGCUCGAGAGGAGAACUGUUGCCCUGCUCUCAGGUCUCUUCGGCCCAGCCUCCACCUCUCAGGCACAUGGGAACCCAGCACUAUUUUACCUACUGAGGCCACUUUCAGUGCAGACUAAAUUCACUCUAAUGAGCUGGAGCAUGAACAUAUGGACAGACAUACACUGCCCCCUAGUGACAAGAAAGCAGAAAUUCUCCCACAGUCUGAUUAGUCUGUGUUGGAUACAACUGCCUUAUCAAGAAGAACAUUUUUUUAAAAAGUCUACAGGAAAUGGCCUCAUGUUUCAAAAUAUAAAUUUUCUUUUUGUCUACUAUUAUGUUCCCUUUAAUUUUGUAACAAAUUACGGUUGCUUUUAUAGGAAUGUAAAAAUAAUAAAUAAAAUAGUCCACAAAAAUUUGUUCUAACUUCAGUAGCAAACGUAUGUACUA